Molecule: messenger RNA, 1242 nt
Organism: Camelina sativa (false flax)
Lineage: Eukaryota; Viridiplantae; Streptophyta; Magnoliopsida; Brassicales; Brassicaceae
Product: mitochondrial outer membrane import complex protein METAXIN
Biological process (GO): mitochondrion organization
Cellular component (GO): mitochondrial outer membrane; cytoplasm; SAM complex
Source: RefSeq, a predicted model, not a curated record
UAUCAUUCUUCUUCUUCUUCUUGACCAGAGCUCUCUCUCUCUUUCAUACACACACGAUCACGAUAAUGGAAGGCGAUCAAGAGACGGAGGUUUAUACUUUGGUCGCAAGGAAGCCUAGCUUCGAUCUCCCAACAGCUUGCCCUAAUUGUCUUCCCGCUUACAUAUACCUCAAAUUAGCCCAGCUUCCUUUUGAACUUGCCUUCAAUUCAACCUUCCCUGAUUCAGAUGAACUGCCGUACUUUGAGAACGGUACUUAUGUUGCAUAUAACAAUGAGGAUGGAGGAGUAAUUGAAAAACUGAAGAAAGAUGGGAUCGUCAAUCUUGACGCUCAACUCCAGUCUCUUCCGGAAUAUUUAUCGUUGAAGGCUCUUAUUGCGUCUUGGCUGGAAGAAGCUCUUACCUAUGAAAUAUGGGUUGGUACCGAGGGAAUAUCGACAUCGAAAAUCUACUAUUCCGAUCUUCCUUGGGUGAUUAGCAAGGUCCUGUUUUAUAAGCAGACAUGCAUGGCCAAGAACCGUUUGGGAAUCACCAAAGAAAACGCAGAGCAAAGAGAAACACAGAUAUACAAAAGAGCAGGUGAGGCAUAUGAAGCUUUGUCGACUAGGUUAGGCGAGCAGAAGUUUCUCUUUGAAGACAGGCCAUCGAGUCUAGAUGCUUUCUUACUCUCGCACAUGCUUUUUAUAAUCCAAGUAUUACCGGAAACAUCUGUGCUUCGCUGCAAACUUCUGGAACAUAGUAAUCUUGUCAGAUAUGCUGAGAAACUUAAGGCAGAGUUCCUCGAAGCCUCUUCUUCAUCUCCAUCACCUCCACUUCAGUCGUUCCCUUCCUCAUUUACUAGAAAGGGUUCGAAGCCAAAGAGCAAACCAAAAGUGGAAAAGACCGAAGAGGAGAAAAAAUUCAAGAAAAGAGCAAGAUUCUUUCUAGCUGCUCAGUUUCUAGCUGUCGUUAUAUACUUAUCCGUGAUGGGAGGAGGUAGUUCCGAUGAAGUGGAGUAUGAAGAUGAAGAUGACUAAACCAAAGCUUCUCUUGUUAUUGAAUGAUCCCAGUGGUAUCCCGGUAACUCAGGCAAUCUCGUCUUCCUAACUACCAUAAAGGAACCAGUAAUCUCUGUGCGUUUUUUCUUGAACUCUUAGUUAGCGAGAGGAUACAGAUCUGAGAUUUAUUCACAUUAUAAUGGUUUUUGUUCUGAAUGAGAUUCAAUUGGCUUUUACAUAAAUUUAAUUGGUUCAAGACAAUGUAUCA